UUCUCCUCCAUUUUCAUUUUUCCCCUUUCGAAUUUGCGUUUCGUUUCGUGUGCUUCACAACUUCAUCUCUCUCUCUCUCACAGAUUGCGUCAUCAAUUGAAACCCUUUACGAAAAAAAAAGUUUCAGUUUUUAUUUGGUUUCUUACAAACCCAUCUAACCAAAUCCUCGAUCGGAUUACUACUAUGUCAAUCAAUUGCUAAAGAGAGCUUUUUUUCUUCUUCUUCUUCUUCUUCACAGUCCGUUUGAUUUUCCGGUGUAACCAAACCCCGCCAUGGCCGCGGCUUUAAGGUCGAAUACGUCAAGAGAAACCGCUUCUCUCACUCUUUCUCAGUUUAGAUACUUCUUCUUCAACCGUAUCCACACCGCUAGAACCGCCACGAGUCCUCACUGCAAUCACCGUUCUAAAAAAGCCGAUGACCCAUCGAACAACAAAUCCCCUGGUAAAAUCUCCUCGCUUGGAACGAGUUUCUUGGAUCAUCGAGGAGGGGAGAGACGUAAUUCGAGUAGAGGCUAUGCUACUAACUGUGCCCAGAAGGUGAACGGUGUUGGUUCUUCUGUUAUUCUGAGCUCUCAAGGAGACCCACCGGAUCUGUGGCAGCCUCCGGGUGAUGGUGUUUCCGUUAGGGUUAAUGGGUCGAGUGUAAAUCUCGGCCGUGGUGGCGGUGGAGGUAGUCCUGGUGGUCCUGGUAACGGAGCUGGCUCGAAUUCGAAAGAAGAUUCUUGGGGUGGAUCCAAUCUUGGCUCUGAUUUUCCUACACCCAAGGAGAUUUGUAAAGGUUUGAACAAGUUCGUGAUUGGUCAGGAAAGAGCUAAAAAGGUGCUUUCAGUUGCAGUUUACAAUCACUACAAGAGGAUUUAUCACGAAUCAUCACAGAAACGGUCUUCAGGGGAAACAGAGAGCACUGCAGCGAAACCAGCAGAUGAUGAUAUGGUAGAACUGGAGAAAAGUAACAUUCUCCUGAUGGGACCAACUGGAUCAGGGAAGACACUACUUGCGAAAACCUUGGCACGGUUUGUGAAUGUUCCAUUUGUCAUUGCGGAUGCGACCACACUGACUCAGGCUGGUUAUGUGGGAGAGGACGUCGAGUCUAUAUUAUACAAACUUCUCACAGUUGCAGAUUAUAAUGUUGCAGCUGCACAACAGGGGAUUGUUUACAUUGAUGAAGUUGAUAAGAUCACAAAGAAGGCAGAAAGCCUUAACAUCAGCAGAGAUGUAUCAGGAGAAGGUGUUCAACAAGCAUUGCUAAAAAUGCUGGAAGGAACGAUUGUAAAUGUACCUGAGAAGGGCGCUAGGAAGCACCCUAGAGGCGACAAUAUCCAGAUAGACACAAAGGACAUUCUUUUCAUAUGUGGUGGUGCCUUUGUAGACAUCGAGAAGACAAUCUCAGAGAGACGCCAUGAUUCUUCAAUAGGGUUUGGUGCUCCUGUACGUGCUAACAUGAGGGCUGGUGGUGUUACAAAUGCUGCUGUUGCAUCGAAUCUAAUGGAAACUGUGGAGAGCAGUGACCUGAUUGCUUACGGUUUAAUACCUGAAUUUGUUGGAAGAUUUCCAGUUCUCGUCAGUUUGUCUGCUUUGACUGAGAACCAACUUAUGCAGGUGUUGACAGAACCCAAGAAUGCUCUUGGAAAGCAAUACAAAAAGAUGUACCAGAUGAAUAGUGUAAAGCUGCAUUUCACGGAAAGCGCACUGCGGCUAAUAGCUCAAAAAGCAAUAACAAAAAACACUGGAGCUCGUGGCUUAAGAGCUCUUCUAGAAAGCAUCCUCAUGGACUCUAUGUACGAGAUUCCGGACGAGGGUACAGACAGCGACAUGAUAGAGGCAGUUGUGGUGGAUGAAGAAGCAGUUGAAGGAGAAGGACGAAGAGGCUCUGGAGCUAAGAUACUCCGUGGUAAAGGAGCAUUGGGUCGGUAUCUCUCUGAAACCAACUCCAAGGAUUCUCCUCAGACGACCAAGGAGGGAUCGGAUGGAGAAAUUGAGGUGGAGGCAGAGAUUCCAUCUGUUGUAGCAAGUAUGUAAUGUAACGUUCGAUGAUCAUACACCACCAUCAUCAUCAUCCAGAACAUCUGGUGAAAUGUAUCUCUCUGUAUGCUUAACUUUAUCUUUCUCUGUACAUAAAUGAAGUUGGAUAAGAAAACAAUGAAUAGAACACAAGGAUGGCACAAUUUGCAUAUUGAUAAAAAUGAUGAUGUAACUUUAUGCAAUGCCCACGUCUUUUCAUUAAUAUAUGCAAUGCCAAAAUUCAAGGCUCUUCUCGAA
Messenger RNA from Capsella rubella, 2258 nucleotides. RefSeq names its product CLP protease regulatory subunit CLPX1, mitochondrial. Gene Ontology annotation, cellular component: mitochondrial matrix. NCBI's taxonomy places the organism in Eukaryota, Viridiplantae, Streptophyta, Magnoliopsida, Brassicales, Brassicaceae. The transcript is spliced from 15 exons. Gene Ontology annotation, biological process: protein catabolic process; proteolysis; protein folding. The coding region runs from base 273 to 2018 and encodes 581 amino acids. Gene Ontology annotation, molecular function: ATP binding; ATP hydrolysis activity; ATP-dependent protein folding chaperone. The record is from RefSeq and is a predicted model, not a curated record.